This is a messenger RNA of Adineta ricciae, 498 nucleotides long. The record is from the annotation of a GenBank genome assembly. Lineage: Eukaryota; Metazoa; Rotifera; Eurotatoria; Adinetida; Adinetidae.
AUGCCAAAUAUUAAACCAGGAAGAGUCAUAACAAAGGAAUUUAGUAAUCGAGCAACAAGUGUGGAAAUCAAUGAAUCUGUGCGUGAAAAUGUUUUUAUUGUUCAAAGUGGUUGUGGAGAAAUCAAUGAUAAUCUUAUGGAAUUAUUGAUUAUGAUCAAUGCAUGUAAAAUAGUUUCAGCAUCACGAGUCACUGCCGUCAUUCCAUGUUUUCCUUACGCACGACAAGAUCGAAAAGAUGAAAGUCGAGCACCAAUCUCAGCGGAACUCGUCGCCAAUAUGUUGAGUGUUGCUGGUGCUGACCAUAUCAUCACAAUGGAUUUACAUGCAUCACAAAUUCAAGUAAAGAAAACAACACGGGAACCGGCUGUUAUUCGAUGGAUUUGUUUACAUAUUCCAGAUCAUAAAAAUGCUGUUAUUGUCAGCCCGGAUGCUGGAGUGCUGGUUGGUGAUAUCACCGAUCGUACUGCUAUUCUGGUUGGCGACAUAGCUGGUAUGUAA